Molecule: messenger RNA, 3635 nt
Organism: Malania oleifera
Lineage: Eukaryota; Viridiplantae; Streptophyta; Magnoliopsida; Santalales; Ximeniaceae
Product: F-box/LRR-repeat protein 15
Exons: 17
Coding region: 414-3428 (1004 amino acids)
Molecular function (GO): protein binding
Source: RefSeq, a predicted model, not a curated record
GAAAAAGAAAACGAAAGGGAAAGUGAAAAUCAGAAUUGAGUCGUCGGCAUGGCAGCAGCUCAAAAUUUUCGUAUAUAAGUACGAAUUUCUUCGAAUAUGUCACACAUUGGCUCCGAUCUCAUUUCUCUUUUUUAAGCACCGAAAGAUCUGAUCAGAUCUAUUCAUAUCCAUCUCUUUCUUUACUUCUUUCUCUGAGAUUUUCUGCCGAUUCCUUCCCCCUCCUCCGCCUUGCAUUUGUCGAUCGAUUCGAGUGGCUUUGACGGGUCGAUGGUUUGGAUUCUAGGGUUUUGGGAGAAUCGAAAUCCAGUGGUUGAUUUCUUGCAAAAACCAUGUGUUUUUGGGCGGAGAAGUUCUGCUCGAGGUAUGGGAUCGUGACCUAGGGUUUGCGAAGGUCUCGCCUUGUGCGCGAGUGCAUGAAGGUUUGUUGCUGCUUUGGCUUGUUCGGAGAGGAAGAGAAAGGCGGUAGAGGAAGCAUGAAGGAAGGUAAUAUGGGCGGGGAAGGCGAGGGGAAGAAGGAGGGGGUGGAAAGUGAGGAAUCCGAUAACUUCGCUUCGAUGUGGGGGCUAGGGAUUGGUUCAGGUGAAAAUGCGAGGGAUUCUCAGGCUGUGAGGCGGGAUUUUAGGGAAAUCGAGAACGGUGAGUUUCCGGAUGGGAGUUUGUGGGGUUUUGAUUGGCGUGCGGCAUCUUCAAGUAGCGGUCCGCACAGUGUGGACUUUGAAUUGGGCGAAGAGUCUUCAGCCGCUGCAUUAGAGAGAGAAAAUUGCGAUCGUGAUUGGCACCAUAAGCGCCCCAAAGUUGAUUCCUUCAUCCAGGAUUGUAAUUAUGCGACUGCUUCGCCCUCAGAUGUUGACAAAUCUAUUUCAUCUGUAGACAGUGACUACAAUACUUGCAUGAGAACUUCCGUUUUACCCAGGAAUGAGAUAUUUCCAAUGUUCAAUGAUGGUGGUACUGUGCAUCUCCAUGAUUCUAGCAGCAGGGGAGAUGAUGAAGUAGAAGCAUUUGGUUCUUCAAAAAUAGAAGAUUUUGAAGUUCGAAGGGAUCUUAUAGAUGACUUAUUGCAUAUGGUUUUCUCUUUCUUGGACCACAUAGAUCUUUGCCGAGCUGCUAUAGUUUGCAGGCAAUGGCGAGUAGCAAGCUCCCAUGAAGAUUUCUGGAGGUUUUUGAAUUUUGAGAAUCGAAACAUCUCUGUACAACAGUUUGAGGAUAUGUGCCGCAGGUAUCCAAACGCCACGAAAGUAAAUAUCUAUGGUGCACCUGCUGUUCACCUGCUUGUUACAAAAGCACUUUCUUCAUUGAGAAAUCUUGAGGCUUUAAUUUUGGGAAAAGGACAAGUUGCAGAUACUUUCUUCCAUGCCCUUUCAGAUUGCUACAUGUUGAGGAGUUUGGUUGUUAUUGAUGCCACACUUGGUAAUGGUAUUCAAGAUGUGCCUAUUGUCCAUGGUAGACUGCGUCAUCUUGAAAUAACCAAAUGCCGGGUGCUCCGUAUUUCUGUCAGAUGCCCCCAGCUUGAAUCUUUGUCUUUGAAGCGCAGUAGUAUGACGCAUGUUUUUCUCCAUUGCCCUCUCUUGCAUGACCUUGAUAUAGGCUCUUGCCACAAACUCUCAGAUGCUGCAAUUCGUUCAGCAGCAACAUCAUGCCCUCUACUGGAGUCUUUGGAUAUGUCAAAUUGUUUAUGUGUUAGCGAUGAAACGCUGCGUGAAAUAGCCCUCACUUGCGUUAAUCUUCAUAUUCUUGAUGCAUCCUACUGCCCAAACAUAUCACUUGAGUCUGUAAGACUGCCAAUGUUGACAGUUCUCAAGCUUCACAGUUGCGAGGGCAUAACUUCUGCUUCAAUGGUUGCCAUAUCUCAUAGUUACAUGUUGGAGGUUUUGGAGCUCGAUAAUUGCAGUCUAUUGACAGCAGUGGUCUUGAAUCUUUCACGCCUGCAGAAUAUACGACUAAUACAUUGUUGCAAAUUUGCUGAUUUAUAUUUACAAAGUGUCAUGCUGUCUUCCAUAACGGUGUCAAAUUGCCCUUCACUCAGUGGCAUCAACAUAACUUCAAAUUCACUUCAAAAACUAGUACUGCAAAAGCAAGAGAGCUUAAUGACAUUGGCCUUGCAGUGCUACAGUCUGCUAGAAGUGGACCUGACAGAUUGUGAAUCACUUACAAAUUCUAUUUGUGAGGUUUUUAGUGAUGGUGGUGGAUGCCCUAUGCUGAAAUCACUAAUCCUUGACAACUGUGAGAGCUUGACAGCAGUCCGAUUCCGCAGUACUUCUUUAGUCAGUCUGUCCCUCGCUGGUUGCCGGGCUGUUACGGUUCUUGAACUCACAUGCCCAUACCUUGAGCAAGUUUGUUUAAAUGGUUGCGAUCUUGAAAGAGCAUCAUUUUGCCCAGUUGGUCUUCGGUCUCUUAAUCUAGGAAUUUGUCCUAAUUUAAAUUCCCUUGUUAUUGAGGCUCCACAAAUGGUGUUGCUCGAGUUAAAGGGAUGCGGUGUAUUGUCCGAAGCUUCUAUCAAUUGUCCUCUCUUGACCUCCUUAGAUGCUUCUUUCUGCAGCCAGCUGAAGGAUGACUGCUUGUCUGCAACAUCUUCUUUGUGCCCUCUAAUUGAGUCAUUAAUAAUGUCCUGCCACUCUUUUGGUUCUGAUGGACUCUACUCACUGUGCUGGCCUCGGCAUUUGACAUUGCUCGAUUUAUCCUACACUUCUUUGUUGACCUUGCAACCUGUCUUUGAGGCCUGCUUGCAGCUAAAGGUAUUGAAAUUGCAAGCAUGCAAGUAUCUUACACAAUCAUCGCUAGAGGCCCUUUAUAAGGAAGGUGCUCUCCCAUCCCUUCGUGAGUUGGACUUGUCCUAUGGGACCCUAUGCCAGUCUGCCAUAGAAGAGCUUCUUGCUUGCUGCACACAUCUCACCCAUGUUAGUUUAAAUGGUUGCGUGAAUAUGCACGACCUGAAUUGGGGUUCUGGUGGGGGUCAGCUUUCUGAGAUUCAAAGCUUUUGUGAUUCAUGUGUCUUGUCUUCUCAUGAGAACGUACCUGAGCCAAUUGAGCCACCCAACCGGUUACUGCAGAACCUCAACUGUGUUGGUUGUCCAAAUAUUAAGAAAGUUUUGAUUCCGUCGAUGGCCCGCUGUCUCCAUCUGUCAUCAUUAAACCUUUCUCUGUCUGCAAAUUUGAAGGAAGUUUAUGUUGAUUGUUUAAGUCUAUGUUUUCUUAAUUUGAGCAAUUGUUACUCCCUAGAAAUUUUAAAGCUCAAAUGUCCGAGAUUGACUAGCCUUUUUCUUCAGUCUUGUAACAUAAAUGAAGAAGCUGUUGAAGCUGCCAUAUCGCAAUGUAACAUACUGGAGACUCUUGAUGUCCGUAUGUGCCCCAAGAUUUGCUCAGUGAGCAUGGGGAGGCUACGUGCGACUUGCCCCAGUUUGAAGCGCAUUUUCAGCAGCCUGCCCCUGUGAUGUGAAUUUUUGUUCUCUCCGAUGAGUGUUUGCUGCGGCAACAAGCUUGAAAGAUGGUUCAUUUUGUGCUAUUUAGUAUUGUAAAUGGCUAAUGUGUUUUUGAUUUUGUUUUGGUUCCUGUGUUUGCAUAUCGAGUCCCAUGUGAUGUAAAAGCGAACAAUAAACCCUAUUUAUUUAUUAUAUUGAUCGAUGUCAUUUAUGCUAAAA